UCCACAACCAUGAAGUCUCUGGUCUUUGCUGCCGUCCUGGCUGCCUUCUGCUUGGUAGCCACAAGCGCUGUUCCUGCUCCAGAUGCCGAGCCUGGCCACUUUGGAGGCUUCAGAGGAGGUUUUGGAGGCUUCCGGGGAGGAUAUGGUGGUUUCGGCUACAGAGGAAAGAGAAGUGCUGAAGCUGACCCAGAAGCUAUCGCUGAACCUGAAGCUGAUCCCGGUCGUUUCGGUCAUGGUGGCUUUGGAGGCUUCGGAGGUUUUGGAGGUUUCAGAGGAGGAUAUGGUGGCUUUGGAUACCGAGGGAAGAGAAGCGCUGAAGCUGACCCAGAAGCUCUAGCUGAGCCUGAAGCUGAUCCCGGUCGUUUCGGUCAUGGUGGUUUUGGAGGCUUCGGAGGUUUUGGAGGCUUCAGAGGAGGAUAUGGUGGCUUUGGAUACCGAGGGAAGAGAAGCGCUGAAGCUGACCCAGAAGCUCUAGCUGAGCCUGAAGCUGAUCCCGGUCGUUUCGGUCAUGGUGGUUUUGGAGGCUUCGGAGGUUUUGGAGGCUUCAGAGGAGGAUAUGGUGGCUUUGGAUACCGAGGGAAGAGAAGCGCUGAAGCUCUCGCUGAGCCUGAAGCUGAUCCAGGUCACUUUGGUCGUGGUGGCUUUGGAGGAGGCUUCGGUGGUUUUGGAGGCUUUGGAGGCUUCCGACGCCCUUACUAUGGAUAAAAACCUGCUUCUUCGCUCGACAUUCUUUCUUGACUAUGACUGACCAUCACAAAAUGUAUUUUUGUUAAUGCAAUAAAGCAAUUGUUAUGUUUUAAA
Messenger RNA from Cherax quadricarinatus, 801 nucleotides. The record is from RefSeq and is a predicted model, not a curated record. Lineage: Eukaryota; Metazoa; Arthropoda; Malacostraca; Decapoda; Parastacidae.